Messenger RNA from Prosopis cineraria, 1086 nucleotides. Its product is annotated as ras-related protein RABA1b. The record is from RefSeq and is a predicted model, not a curated record. The coding region runs from base 190 to 843 and encodes 217 amino acids. Gene Ontology annotation, cellular component: endosome. The transcript has 2 exons. Lineage: Eukaryota; Viridiplantae; Streptophyta; Magnoliopsida; Fabales; Fabaceae. Gene Ontology annotation, molecular function: GTP binding; GTPase activity.
GCAAAAGAAAAGAGCGAGAGAGGGAAUCGCGGGGAAGCAGUUCCACUUGUUCACAUCAUUUGUGGCGCUUUACGAAUGCAAGUGUACUCAACACCCGAACGCUUCCCACUUUGCUCUUCACCCAGAACAACGCCUUCUGUCUGCAAAUCUCCUCCCUCUCUCUCCACGGGAAUCUAGGCUAACCCGAUAAUGGCAGGCUAUAGAGCAGACGACGACUACGAUUACCUCUUUAAAGUUGUCUUGAUUGGCGAUUCCGGCGUCGGCAAGUCCAAUCUUCUCUCCAGGUUUACCAAGAACGAGUUCAACCUCGAGUCCAAGUCUACCAUUGGUGUUGAAUUCGCUACUCGCACCUUGAAUGUUGAUGCUAAAGUCAUUAAAGCUCAGAUCUGGGACACUGCGGGCCAGGAGAGGUACCGAGCAAUCACCAGUGCUUACUAUCGUGGGGCAGUCGGUGCACUUCUUGUGUACGAUGUCACUCGCCAUGCCACAUUUGAGAAUGUUGACAGAUGGUUGAAAGAAUUGCGAAACCACACAGAUUCCAACAUUGUUGUGAUGCUUGUUGGGAACAAGUCAGACCUUCGUCACCUUGUGGCAGUAACAACUGAAGACGGGAAGUCCUAUGCCGAGAAGGAAUCACUAUACUUCAUGGAAACCUCAGCUCUGGAGGCAACUAAUGUGGAAAAUGCAUUUGCAGAAGUUCUGACUCAAAUUUACAGAGUUGUUAGCAAGAAGGCAGUUGAGGGAGGAGAGAAUGGAGCUGCAUCUGCACCAGCCAAGGGAGAGAAAAUAGACGUAAAGAAUGAUGUGUCUGCCUUGAAGAGAGUUGGUUGCUGUUCAAGCUAGACGGGGAAAACACAGGUCAAUUGGUUGCUUUUGGCUCUAUUGUUCGUGUAACAUUGUGAGAAAGAUAAAAAAGAGGAUACCAGAAGAGAAACACAAUUUAUUUUUCCCAUAGCAUACUAGGCUUGCUGUGUAACGUUAGACAAUGUUUUCGAUUCACAAUAUGUUGUACCAGAAAGCAGAGCUUAAUGAUCAAUAGGAUCCGGGGAAGCAAGUUGAUAGCUUCGCGGCCUAAUUCGUUGGCAA